AUGUCUUCUGCUUGGGGUCCAAUGCAGGGACCAUAUGGAGCAAACUUGGAGCCCCAUGAGGUUGCCUAUUACCUGGAAGAAGUUCUGGAUUCAGAAUUCAAUACCAUCAUGGAGGAUGGAUCAGUAGAUGUAGUGAGCAAAGACCUUGUGGCAGCUUUCACUGCCUUAUCAAGAAAGGAUUUUGCACAGCUCCAUGCUAUCUUGCCUAAGCCCAUCCUAAGUUCAUCCAAUGGAAAUAUGCCAACUCUUCAAUCCCAGAGCCCAUCUUCGCGAGCAUUGGAGGAAGUGAUGGAGGUGGAUGAUGCUCAGUUGCACGUGGCAUCAACAUCACAGGAUGAUGGCUGGACUGUUGUAAAAAGUAAAAAAAGAAACAGCUGAUUUUCUCUUCAUGAUUUGUUCAGAUGUGAUGUUUUUAUUAAUUAAAGUCAUUAAUCCAGAAAGUGUA
Molecule: messenger RNA, 445 nt
Organism: Darwinula stevensoni
Lineage: Eukaryota; Metazoa; Arthropoda; Ostracoda; Podocopida; Darwinulidae
Source: the annotation of a GenBank genome assembly